AAGGUGGCUAACUUUGAAAAGUGUGUGUGACAUCGUCACGGAUUGGUUUCCAUACCUAGAAAACUAAAUUCAAUAAGGAGAAUACAGGACUGAUUUAACAAAGACUGUUAAUUUGGGAAUAUGCCGAAGAAUAAAGGUAAGGGAGGAAAGAAUCGGCGACGUGGUAAGAACGAGAAUGAAUCUGAAAAAAGAGAGUUGGUAUUCAAAGAGGAUGGCCAAGAAUAUGCACAGGUGAUUAAGAUGUUGGGAAAUGGACGACUGGAAGCUAUGUGCUUUGACGGAGUUAAGCGACUAUGCCACAUCCGAGGAAAACUACGGAAGAAGGUUUGGAUCAACACUUCAGACAUCAUCCUGGUGGGACUUCGAGAUUAUCAGGACCAAAAAGCAGAUGUUAUCCUGAAGUACAAUGCUGACGAGGCCAGGAGUUUAAAGGCCUAUGGCGAGCUUCCUGAACAUGCUAAAAUCAAUGAAACUGAUACGUUUGGACCUGGCGAUGAUGAGGAUAUUCAGUUUGAUGACAUUGGUGAUGAUGAUGAGGACAUUGAUGACAUCUGAAUCAGGACAGUUAUGUGCCACCUUGUUUUUUUUUUUAAGGGGAAAGUGGAUAUUUCUUUACAGGCACUGCCACCUUGCCAACCACUCCCUGCUUCCUCAAGUCAGUUGAGGCAGCUUAUUCACCUUUUGUUGAAACUGCUUAAAGCCUGGAAUCUAUCACUGAGAACUUCAGCAAAUCCACUUCAGUUCACACACUUCAUAUUUUGUUAUAAUUGUAAUGUAUAUGCAUAUUUAUAUUUUAUUCUAUCUUAUGUGGAAUAUAGGCAAAAAAACACCAGUAUUUACAAUAAAAACUUAAAUCAUUUUAUGUUUUGUCUGGAUAUUUGGUUUAACAAAGUAUUUCUUUUUUUUAUUAUGAAUAAAGUACAUAUUUUUUAUGAAUGCAUACUUGUAUAUGCUUUGUUCUUAUUGAUAAAAAGAAAUAACAUCUUCGC
This is a messenger RNA of Esox lucius (northern pike), 989 nucleotides long. RefSeq names its product eukaryotic translation initiation factor 1A, X-chromosomal-like. NCBI's taxonomy places the organism in Eukaryota, Metazoa, Chordata, Actinopteri, Esociformes, Esocidae. Gene Ontology annotation, biological process: translational initiation. Gene Ontology annotation, cellular component: cytoplasm. The record is from RefSeq and is marked provisional. Gene Ontology annotation, molecular function: translation initiation factor activity; RNA binding.